Molecule: messenger RNA, 1328 nt
Organism: Triticum urartu
Lineage: Eukaryota; Viridiplantae; Streptophyta; Magnoliopsida; Poales; Poaceae
Source: RefSeq, a predicted model, not a curated record
CGGAUUGGCUCCGGGACGAGGACAAGUUCGUGAAGAUGCUCCUCCUGGACAGCAGCUUCGUGCUCGUCUUCAGCCUCAUGUUCGGCAAGGCCGGCCGCUCGGAGGUCACCAGGGACCGAUUCAUACUGUACACGGCCUUGGCGCAGUACGCCGACGAGAUCAAGCUCGACCUGCUCGUGCUGGAGAACCAGAUCCCCUUCGCCGUCGUCAAGCUGCUCGCCACCUCGUGCCGCGGCCUGAAGCUCCGCUCCGUCGAGGAGCUGGUGCUCGGCUGCGUCGACGGCAUCUGCCCGACCAGGGCGCGCGGCAAGGCCGAGUUGUUGCUCCGGGAGACGACGGACGCGAGAUUCCAUCACAUCCUACACCUCUUCCACUGGUCGCGCGUCCCGGAGAACAAGUACCGCCUCCUCUCGGUGCAACUGAAGUUUCGCGAGGCCACGGAGGAAUCGGAUCAGUCGGAGUGGCUCAUGCCUUGCGCCAGAGAGCUGCAUCGGGCGGCGGUGUGGUUCCGGAAGCCCUCUCUGGACGGGGCGGAGAGGCACGGCGGCGACCUCAACAUGGAGUUCCGGAGCGCGGCGGCGAGCCCGAUGGCGGUGAUGACCAUCCCGAGCUUCCACAUCCUCGCCUACACCGCGGCUCUGCUCCAUUCCAUGCUGGCCUUCGAGAAGCACUUCCACUGGGCGCACGGUGCCUGCGUGAUGGUACACCUCAGGCGCAUGGAGGGCCUCAUACGGUGCCCGCAGGACGCGGCGCUGCUUCGCCGCCGGUGGAUCCUCGGCAGCGUCAAGUGCACCGACGAGGAGGUGGUGGAUUUCUUCCGUGACAUGGCCGCGGAGGCGGCCGGGGUGCGCAUGCCCGAAGAGUACGGCGAGAUGAUCCGCGCGGUGGCGCGGCACAGGACGAGGCGGGCGCGCAGAUGGUGUGGGGACUUGAUACUUCACUUCCUCCCGUCGCCCUGGGUGUCCGUCUCGCUCGCCGCCGUGGUUGCGCUCAUCAUUGUGCCGGCGAUGUUGCAGACAAUCUACACCAUUUUGGGCUACCAAAAGUAGACGAUUUCGAGAACCAACAGUCCAACAUAUCGGAGGAUGAUUGUUUGUUGUCCAAGUGUCCAUGGUAACUUGGUCAAUCUUGAAACUUCGCCCAGACACUGUGCCGUGGUAUAUGUGCGUGUGUGCUGUACUUGAUGUUUCUCAAACAAAAAAGGAGGGUUAGUGAUCUUCAAUGUAAAAGGAAAGUCUAUGUCUCGAAUUGCAUCACUGUUUGUAACUCAAUUGGACUGGUAUUACAUUUGUUUUCCAGCAGCAACAAUAAGGCAUUUCAUGUUGUAA